Messenger RNA from Vitis riparia (riverbank grape), 1006 nucleotides. Its product is annotated as peptidyl-prolyl cis-trans isomerase FKBP17-1, chloroplastic. Gene Ontology annotation, molecular function: peptidyl-prolyl cis-trans isomerase activity. The transcript has 4 exons. The record is from RefSeq and is a predicted model, not a curated record. NCBI's taxonomy places the organism in Eukaryota, Viridiplantae, Streptophyta, Magnoliopsida, Vitales, Vitaceae. The coding region runs from base 36 to 707 and encodes 223 amino acids.
CUCGCCAUCCCACCACACGUUUCUUUCCUCAUUGGAUGACGAAGAUGGUGAUAAUUCGGUGGUGCGCACCACCGCCAGCUCUCCUGCUCCCUCACCAUCCCACCGCACGUUUCUCCAGUCCCAAACCUCCAUCCGUCGUCUAUGCAAAAUCAUCUUCUCCUGCUUCUUCUUCGACAACAAGAAGAGCUCUAUCUCUUUCUCUAAUCUUCUCAUCAUUCACUUGUUCUUAUUAUUCUUCUUCAGAAGCUGCCACUUCUGAGUUCUUCGAGCUCCAAGGUUCGGGUGGUGUCAAGGCAUUGGAUCUCCGAACUGGUUCCGGUGAGGUUCCCGUGGAUGGCGACCAGGUUGCAGUUCAUUACUAUGGAAGAUUGGCAGCUAAACAAGGAUGGCGUUUUGAUUCAACAUAUGAUCACAAAGAUGAAACGGGUGAACCAAUUCCUUUUGUUUUCACCCUUGGGUCUGGGAAAGUUAUUUCAGGGAUUGAAGCUGCUGUGAGAUCUAUGAAAGUAGGGAGCAUUCGUCGAGUCAUCAUCCCACCAUCCCAAGGAUAUCAGAACACAUCCCAAGAGCCCAUACCACCCAAUUUUUUCGACAGGCAGAGAUUAUUUACCACCAUUUUUAAUCCAACCCGUCUUGCAAAUGGAGAAGGCUCGACGUUGGGGACUCUCAUAUUUGAUAUUGAAUUGGUCAGCCUGAAGCAUCCAUGAAACCCAGAUUCCAUGAUUCUAAAAACAAGUUAUUUGUAUUCAAUACAAGCUGGAUCCUGAUUUUCAUUCGAUUGUGGGUGCUGAAGGUGUUAAGAGCCUCUUAUCUCUGAUACCAAGCUUCCAGAAUGUUGGUUUCCCAAGCUCUACACCAAUGCUCCAAUGAGAUAAUGCAGGUGUGUGUGUGUAUGUAUGUAUGGGUUCUCUGUUGAUAGUCCAAAAUGUACCUAAAAUUUGGAAGUUAAAUUUUUUAAUUGGGUCAUUUAGCCAAGCUAUGAAUGUCACUGGAGGUUAAUUUUGAA